Microplitis demolitor is the source of this 357-nucleotide messenger RNA. RefSeq names its product general odorant-binding protein 83a-like. The coding region runs from base 1 to 357 and encodes 118 amino acids. Gene Ontology annotation, molecular function: odorant binding. The transcript has 4 exons. NCBI's taxonomy places the organism in Eukaryota, Metazoa, Arthropoda, Insecta, Hymenoptera, Braconidae. The record is from RefSeq and is a predicted model, not a curated record.
AUGUACGAUUUUAGUCCUAAGAAAGGACGCGCAUGGACUCCCGAACAAAUCGAAAACAUGAUGAAACCAUUAGGUAAAAGUUGUGCAGCCAAAACAGGACUUACCCCAGAGCUGCAAGAGGCUCAUAGAAAAAGAGAUUUUGUUAACGAUGAAAAACUCAAGUGUUACAUACAUUGUAUUUGUAAAAUGUUGAAAAUGUUCGAUAAAGAUAAUAAAAUCAAUCUAGACAACAUACGAAAACAGGUACGAAUAGCACUGCCAGAAGAACAGGCAGAGACGAGUAUAAAAGCUCACGAAAAUUGUGCUGCUAAAGGUGAUGUACUUUUAUUUUAUUUAUUAGACGAAAGAAAUUUAUAG